UUUAUAGUGAAGCAGCGCCAACCAUCUAUUCGUCGUGUAACUAUUUUGUCAAUAAGCUUUGUUGAACAUUUUUUGUAAAUAAAAUUUGUUAGGAUGUCUUCAAAUGAACAAAAAGCCCAGCAAUUAAUUGCUGAAGCUGAGAAGAAACUUGGGCCGAGAGGGUUUUUCGGCUCACUUUUUGGCGGAUCUAGCCGUGUUGAAGAUGCAAUCGAGUGUUACCAGAGAGCGGCCAAUUUAUAUAAAAUGUCCAAAAGUUGGAUUCAAGCCGGCAGUGCAUUUUGUGAAGCAGCAAAUCUGCAUUUAAGAAGUGGGGCCCGUCAUGAUGCCGCCACCAACUAUGUUGAUGCAUCUAACUGCUAUAAGAAAGCUGAUGUCAACGAGGCAGUAAACUGCCUGCUAAAAGCCAUUGAAAUAUACACAGACAUGGGGAGAUUUACAAUGGCUGCUAAGCAUCAUCAGAGUAUUGCAGAAAUGUAUGAAAGUGACGCAAUUGAUCUUGAAAAAGCUGUCCAACAUUAUGAGCAAGCAGCUGAUUACUUUAGAGGUGAGGAAAGCAAUUCAUCAGCAAAUAAAUGUUUGCUGAAAGUAGCUCAGUAUGCGGCCCAAUUAGGAAAUUACGAGAAAGCAAUAGAUAUCUACCAAGAGGUUGCCACUUCUGCUCUGGAAAGUUCAUUAUUAAAAUACAGUGCUAAGGAAUAUCUGUUUCGUGCGGCCCUGUGCCACAUGUGCGUUGACAUUCUAAAUGCCCAACAUGCAUUGGAACGUUAUAUACAAAUGUAUCCUGCAUUCCAAGAUUCAAGAGAAUACAAACUAAUUAAAACAUUAAUAGAACACUUGGAAGAGCAAAAUGUAGAUGCUUUUACUGACGCAGUUAAAGAGUAUGACUCAAUUUCGCGAUUGGAUCAGUGGUACACCACUAUACUGCUGAGGAUUAAAAAGCAUCUUAUUGAAAAUCCUGACUUACGCUGAGAAUUGAUCAUUAACAUUCUUCGGUUAUUAUUGUAAUAAAAGAAUUUAUAUUUUAUUUAUUGUUAAUUUAGUUUUAGGUUUUUUUUAACUCGCACCUGGAGGCCUGUAGUUUUUUUUUUUUUAAUUUGAUUUCAUUUAAAAGUUGGAAGGCUCACUUUGGUUUUGUUUGUGCUUGUAAUCGAAGGUGAUUAAAGACCACCUUUAUUAGUUUUUUUUUUUAUGUAAUGUGUGUUGACACUCUUUGUCCUACUGCCAGAUAAGGAGUUGGGAGGUGUUAUUAUUCCCAAAUGAAAAAAUAUUUUUACCUCUAGAAGUUUAAAUACCACAUUUUGUUCCCAAUGAAUUCAUUGUUUAUUUAGUGCAAAGUCUACUCUCUUAAGACCGUUUUCUUCGAUAUUCGGUAAGCUAGGUUUUCCAUUUAUUGCUCUUGUAGCUGAAUAAUAAUAUCGCAUAGAUCAUCACGCAUGUAAAAUUUUUAAUCUUAAUCUCGAAGGAAGCGCUAGACUUUUGUAAUUGUCUACAAAAAAAAAAUAGCAUUCACAUACUUACGAAAAUUUGUAUUGUUUUUGUAUGCAGUGUGUAAGAAACGCAAUUGUUAUGGAAAUGUAGAUGUAACCUUAUCAGUAACAGUGCGACAUUACAUUUAAAUAAUUAAUUCUACGACGAUAUCUUUUAAUAUGCUGUAUACUGGGGCAUAAUAAAUAAUAAAAUGCU
Cylas formicarius (sweet potato weevil) is the source of this 1683-nucleotide messenger RNA. RefSeq names its product alpha-soluble NSF attachment protein (gene alphaSnap). Lineage: Eukaryota; Metazoa; Arthropoda; Insecta; Coleoptera; Brentidae. Gene Ontology annotation, molecular function: syntaxin binding; soluble NSF attachment protein activity. The record is from RefSeq and is a predicted model, not a curated record. The transcript has 3 exons. Bases 94 to 969 code for a protein of 291 amino acids. Gene Ontology annotation, biological process: SNARE complex disassembly; intracellular protein transport. Gene Ontology annotation, cellular component: vacuolar membrane; SNARE complex.